This is a messenger RNA of Asparagus officinalis (garden asparagus), 1387 nucleotides long. RefSeq names its product probable magnesium transporter NIPA1. Gene Ontology annotation, cellular component: membrane. The transcript is spliced from 9 exons. Gene Ontology annotation, molecular function: magnesium ion transmembrane transporter activity. Gene Ontology annotation, biological process: magnesium ion transport. The record is from RefSeq and is a predicted model, not a curated record. NCBI's taxonomy places the organism in Eukaryota, Viridiplantae, Streptophyta, Magnoliopsida, Asparagales, Asparagaceae. The coding region runs from base 140 to 1120 and encodes 326 amino acids.
UGCUCUCCCUCUCUCUCUCUCUCUCUCUCUCUCAAGCUCCCAUGCUCCCCAAACUACCCAUUAUAGCAAUCUCACUAACAAAGGUUUUAAUUUUUCCAGGGAGAAAAAGGGUUUUUUUUUGGAGAAUUCUUGAGCAGCGAUGGGGAUGUCUGUAGAUAAUAUUCGUGGGUUAUUGUUGGCUCUUUCAUCGAGCGUCUUCAUUGGCUCCAGUUUUAUCAUCAAGAAGAAAGGAUUGAAGAAAGCAGGGGUUUUGGGGGUCAGAGCAGGGUCUGGAGGAUUCUCAUACUUAUAUGAACCUUUGUGGUGGGCUGGAAUGAUCACAAUGAUUGUCGGUGAGGUAGCUAAUUUUGCUGCAUAUGCAUUUGCUCCAGCGAUUCUUGUAACUCCACUUGGAGCUCUUAGUAUUAUUGUGAGCUCAGUGCUAGCACAUUUUUGUUUGAAUGAAAAACUGCAUGUAUUUGGUAUUCUCGGCUGCAUUCUUUGUGUGGUGGGUUCUACAAGCAUUGUAUUGCAUGCACCAAAAGAGAGAGCUAUUGAAUCUGUGAAGCAAAUAUGGUACCUUGCUAUUGAACCAGGUUUCAUUGUUUAUUCUUGUGUGGUUGUUCUUUUGGUUAUCAUUCUCAUUUUCCGCUACGUGCCACGAUAUGGUCAGACUCAUAUGCUUGUGUACAUUGGAAUUUGCUCACUGAUGGGCUCUAUAACGGUUAUGAGUGUGAAAGCAUUGGGGAUUGCCUUAAAGUUAUCAUUUGAAGGAUCAAAUCAAUUUAAAUAUGUCCAGACUUGGUUUUUCAGCUUUGUCGUAGUUAUCUGUUGCCUCACUCAGAUGAACUACUUAAACAAGGCAUUGGAUACCUUUAAUACUGCUGUGAUAUCUCCUGUUUAUUACGUGAUGUUCACUUCCUUCACCAUCUUUGCGAGCGUUAUCAUGUUUAAGGACUGGGCCUCGCAAAAUGCCACACAGAUAGUGUCGGAGUUGUGUGGAUUUGUUACAAUUCUUUCCGGGACUUUCCUUCUUCACAAGACAAAGGAUAUGGGCAACACUGUGACAGGAGAACCAACUGUUCUGAACGAAACAGAAAUGAUAGUGACAACAGAACCAACUGUUCUCCCAAAACGGUGAUUAUAUCGUUCUCGAGUUUCUGCAGUCGAUCAAACAGCCUUCCUGAAAACUUGUCAAAGCAUAUAAUUUUGGUGAUAGAAGCUGAUGUAGAAAAUACUAGAGGGGAAAAGAGUGUUGUUACACUUGAAAUGAUAGUGACAUUCAUAUAAAGAAUAGUCACGGACAGAGAUUUUUUUUCUGGCAGAGAGAGUUCCGACGUUAGGAAACUCGAUGUUCAUAGUUGAGAAGUGUACAAAAAGCAUGUUGAUUACAGUCCAUAGAUCAAAA